Molecule: messenger RNA, 6096 nt
Organism: Engraulis encrasicolus (European anchovy)
Lineage: Eukaryota; Metazoa; Chordata; Actinopteri; Clupeiformes; Engraulidae
Exons: 20
Coding region: 128-5446 (1772 amino acids)
Biological process (GO): intracellular signal transduction
Molecular function (GO): protein binding
Source: RefSeq, a predicted model, not a curated record
GACUCGGGUCUGUGGAGAGAUACCCAAUUUGACCUGGGGGUGGCGUAACCCUUAAGCACAAAGUAUUGGUUGUCGAUCGAUCAAACCCAUAACAUCAUCGACGUAUUGCGUUUCAGGAUUGUAAUGAAUGUUAAGUCUCUCUCUGCCUCUCCCUCUCCUCUCCCUCUCUCCCAGGGUCAGAUGUGAUGUGUGUGAGUGCAUCCUUGAGGUGCCUGUCAUGGCAGAUUGUGGCCACAGUGUGUGUGAGGGGUGUGUGAAGACAGACACCCCAGCUGACCCCACAUCCUCGCCACAGGACCAGACCUGCCCUCUUUGCAGAGACAGCGUGCUACAGCGUGCGAUAGCUGGCUACAAGGCGCGUCUGCGUCAGCGUUUCGAGCGUGUGGACCAUGGCGGCACCCAGACGGCCCUCUCUGCCAUCUACACUGAGCUCCUCGUUACCGAGGCAGAGGCAGAGGCAGUCGCCUCAGAGACACUCGCACACCAACACGAGGUCUGGAGACUGGAAUCCUCCUACAGACUACAGCGCAGCUCCUCAUCCAGUUCUCAGGACCAAGCUGAGUUGAACGGGACAACCGGGAAAAAGCGGAAAAACAGCGGAACCAGACCAGAACCAAUCAGCUGUAACAAUGUCUUCAAGCCCUGCGGAGGGGGGCGGGGUUAUGUGAAGACCGUGAUGACGAGAGGUGUGGCCGGAGUGGGGAAAACCACCUCCGUACACAGGUUCGUGCUGGACUGGGCAGAUGGCUUGGCCAAUCAGGAUGUAGACUUUAUCUUUGUAUUCUCUUUCGGAACCCUGAACGCCAUCAGGCAUUCCUGGAACAAUCUGCACGGACUGCUGCUGAGGCUGCACCCAGAGCUGAAGGAGCUACAAGGUGAGCAGCUCUACGAGGAGUGCAGAGUGGUGCUGGUGUUUGAUGGUCUGGAUGAGAGUCAGCUGGACCUGAACUUCCAGGACAAUUAUGUGCUGUGCGACACCAACAACUUUGCCUCCGUGGACGUGCUAGUGACAAACCUCAUACAAGGAAACCUACUGCCUUCCGCCCAGGUGUGGGUGACAUCACGACCCUCGGCCGCCAAUCAAAUCCCGGCGAGGUACGUUGAUCGGGUGACUGAGAUCCAUGGGUUCACGGAUCAACAGAGGGAAGAGUACUUCAGGAAGAGGCUCUGCGAGGACGGGGGACGAGGAGUCCGAAACACCCUCGAUGUAGCCGCUGGCCACACACACACAGACUUAGACACACACACACUCGUAAAGACCAUGGUGUCCCAGAUCAAGUCCUGUAGGAGCCUGCGCAUCAUGUGCCAGAUGCCUUCUCUGUGUUGCAUAGCUGCCGCACUCUUCCCUUACAUGCUGGCCCAGGACGAACAAGGAAACAACGCCAAACUGGUCCAGGACAAAGCAGGAUAUGACACGAAAUUGGCCCAAGUUGAAACAGGAAGCAGCACCAGGAAACUGGCCCUGAAUGGCACAGCAAACAGCAGCAAUCUGCCCCAGACCCUGACUGAGAUGUUCAUUCACUUCCUGCUCCGACAACUACACCUGGAAAUGGAGAUGUUUCAUGGAGGAGACUCACAUGCGUCACUGGAUGUAGAGGCAUCACCAGACACCGGGACAAGCAGAAAAGAAUCAUGGCACUCCAGGACAAGCACACAUGUGUCAUUGGAUAAAGAGGCAGAAAGAGAUGGAUCAUCAGAUGGUGGGACUGACAGAAAAUCUCCAUGGCACCCAAUGCCAGAAAGGGCAGCUGCAUCAGAGGUUGUAGAGGCAGAAAGAACGACAUCCUUAGAUGCUGGAGUUAGCUCAUACGCUGAGAAAAACAGAAAUACAUCACAGGACAUGGAGGCAAGUACAUGCACACCAUUGGAUGCAGAGGUAAGGGGAAAGGCAUCGUUACAUUCUGGGAUAGACAGAAAGGCAUCCUUGGACUUGGCUGAGAGAGCUCCGUCAAGGGAUACCGCAAUGAAGAGCAAUGCCUCAUCAGAGACAGGGACAAAGAGAAAGGCGUCUCGGGACUUGGAUACAACAAGCACAAAAGCAUCAUGUGACGUAGAGGUAGAGAGAGAUAAGUCAUUGGAUGUAGUAGCUGCAAGAGAUGCACCAUCAGACGCCGGUACAUGGACAAAUGUAAUGUGGGACUUGGAUGCAGAGAGCGAUGCAUCAUUGGAUGCUGGGGAAAAGAGAGAUGCAUUAUCAGAUGCAGGGACAGGCAGAAAAGCUUCAUCAGAUGCAGGGACAAGCAGAAAAGCUUCAUCAUAUUCAGGGACAAGAAGAGAUGUGUCAUCUGCCUUAGGGACAGAGAGAGGUGCAUCAAGUAACUUGGAGGCAGAAAGGGAUGCGUCAUUAGAGAGGGGGACAAACAGGAAGACAUCAUCAGACGCAGGGACAAGUGGAGAUGUAUCCUCUGCCUUGGGGAUGGACAGGGAUGAAUCUUGGGAUUUAGAGGUAGAGGGAGCUGUAUCAUUGGACUUGGAGGUGGAAAGAUCUUUUUCAUGUGACUUGGGCAACAAUAGAAAUGCAUCUUGCUAUAUGGAGGCAGAAAGAUAUUCUUCAUGUGACUUCGGGAAAAACAGAAAAGCUUCUUGGGACUUGGAGGCAGACAGAGCUUCUUCAUGUGACCUAGAGAAAAACAGAAAUGCAUCUGGCUAUAUGGAAGCAGAAAGAUCUUCAUCAUGUGACAGAAAUGCAUCUUGGGACUUGGAGGCAGAGAGAGCAGCCUCGCGGGAGCUGAAACGAGAGGUGUUGCUGAGGUUGGCAGAGCUGGCAUUCACCCAGCUGGGUAAGGGCGGCGUGGCGGGGGGCAUCGGCAAGGACGCCCUGGAGGACUGUGGCAUAUGUGUCGGGGACGCCACCGUCUACUCCGUCAUCUUCAGGGAGAUCUUCCAGGAGGAGACGCAACAGCCCCAGGUGGACCACUCCAGGCUGUUCCGCUUCUCCCACCCCAGUGUGCAGGAGUUCCUGGCAGCGUAUUUUGCCGUCCACUGCGCCGUGACCUGCAACGCGGAACAACUGGAGGAGUUCCUGCGAGAACACUACGCUGCCAAGAACCAACAGGAACUGGAACUCGGCAUCAAGAACCGCAAGAACCGAGUCCUGUCCUCCAUCAAGACCAUCUUUGAGAUCCCACCACUGGAGCUGCAGAGGCAGACGCAGCAGAGAUCUGAACAAGACGAGGCCAGUGAGGGCAUGAUCUGGGACCUGAUGAGGGGUGUGGUGGAGCGAUGUGUGGAGGACGCUCACGGCAGCCUGGACCUCUUCCUACGCUUCCUGGUAGGCCUGUCUCUGGAGACCAAUCAGAACCUGCUGCUGUGUAAAGAGGGCAUGGCCAUGGCUCCAGUUCCGGAAUCCUCAUCCGAGGUGGGUCUGCUUCCGGGACCUUCUUCUGAGUUUGGCUCGUGGACACAGCUCCCUGGCAUUUCGUCCAAGGCGGCCGCGUUGGGUCUGCUUCCAGAGGCGUCCCAGGAGCUGGGGAAGGUGGUGGUGGAACACAUCAGAACUCUACUGGACACCGAUCUGGCCCCCGACAGGUGUGUGUCCCUGGUGAGGUGUCUGGAGGAGGUGCCUGAUGAUCCUCUCCACAGGGAGCUACAGAAACACCUGGACCACAACCAUCGCCUGGACAGAGGAGGCAAGAGGAGCCAGCAGCAGCAGCAGUUGCCCCAGUCCUGGCCUCAUCACCCCCAUCGCUCCUCCAGGAGGCCGGGGCAAGAGAAGCAGCACGUGCCCCCCGCAGUCUGCUCCGCACUGGCCCACUGGCUCCUGGUGGGAGGGGGUGGGGAGGAGGUGCAGAGGGAUGAGGAGGCUCAGGAGAAGGCUCAGGAGGAGGUGCUGGAUGUGAGGAGGUGGCCUACUUCAGAGAAGGGCCACAGGAGGCUCCUCCCAGCACUGAGGAGCUGCAGGAAGGCUAUUCUAACAGGGUGUGAGCUGGACGAGAGCUCCGUAGGUCUGCUGUGUUCUGUUCUGCCCGUGCUGUGUUGUCCAAUCAGCGAGCUGGACCUGAGCGGCUGCCCCCUGCAUGACCCCUGGGUCUCCUCACUCUCCACACAGCUCAAGAGUGCCACCUGCAGGCUGGAGGUGCUCAGGUUGUCUUCUUGUUCCCUAUCUGAUACGGCGGGUGCCUUCCUGUCCUCUGUGUUGAGUUGCCCCUCAUCCUGCCUGAGAGAGCUGGACCUCAGUCACAACCUCUUGGGGGACAGAGUUGCCAUGCUGCUGUCGGCCCAGCUGGAGAGCAAAGCCUGCACCCUACACACACUCAGGGUAUCGUGCUGUGGCUUCUCAGAUGAGGGCUGUCUCCCCCUGGCGUGUGGAGUGGGAACUGCAGGCUGCAUCCUCAGAGAGCUCGACAUCAGAGGAAACGCGCUCUCUAACAUCGCCAUACAAAUACUACUCAACAGGAUACAGGAACCACACGGCACACUACACACACUCAGACUUGAUAAUGCAGUGGAUUUGUGGAGGCGAUUGGGAGCCAUGCGAUACGCCUGCCCCCUGUCUCUGGACCCCAACACGGCCCACUGUCACCUAUUGCUGUCCCCUGAUGGCUCUGGCGUCACCCACAGCCCCCAGCCUCAGGACUGCCCACCCCACCCCGACCGCUUCCAGCACAGGCCCCAGGUUCUCAGUAGUCUGCCUCUGCCCAGUCCCCGCUGCUAUUGGGAGGCUGAGUGGAGGCGGCACAAUGGGGGUGUGGCCGUGGGUGUGGCCUACGGCAGCAUUGGCAGGAAGGGGUGGGGCCAGGACUGCCUUUUGGGCUACAACGACCAAUCCUGGUGCCUGUUCUACUCACAUGACCGCUGCUCCGCCUGGCAUGGGAGGGGCCAGACUAUCAUAUCCCACAGCCUGGUGCCACUCACCCAACCACCACCUCCAACCAUCUCAGCACCAGCUUCAACUAUGCAGCGUCCACCACAACCCCCACCAGAACCAAGACCAGCACCAGAGCCCAAACCCAGCCCCAGCAGGAGACGGAGCUUCAAACCGAGCCUUCGAGUCCCAUCAACCGCCCAGCCGACCAGAUCGCCCGACCCAAGCCAGGGCAAGAGGCAGCAGCAGGCCCUGAUGCCACACCGCCAUGCACGGCUACGGACUGCUGCCCAAACUCAGAUACAGCCCCACAUAAACGGGCACCAGAACCAACAACACCAAGCACGGGCGACCACCCAGCAACAGCACCCAGGAGGACCCAGUCUGAAUGGGCAUCAGAGCCAGAUCCAGUUCCAGGACCAAGGGGGUGCGCUGCGUGUGGGUGUGUACGUGGACAGUGAGGCUGGGUGUCUGGCCUUCUACAGCGUCCACUGGGACUCGGUGGUGAGGUUGCACACGUUCCAUGCCGAGUUUAGUGAACCCCUGUACGCCGCUGCUAGGGUGCGGGAGCCCCACGCAACACUGACGCUCAACCCCUCUAUGCCAUCUUCAGGUAGAGAAGAGUACAGUACAGUAGAGUAAAAUAAGUAGAGCUGAGUACACUAGAGCAGUGGUUCUUAACCUUUUUUUCUUGAAGCACCCCCUAACCUGUGCCCAAAACAAGCCGCGCACCCCCAACCCAAAUGUCUACACGUGUAUAUGCACUAAAAAAAAUGUGAAUAAUUGUGAAUAAUUGCAUUGAUCAAUACCUUAAUGACUUUACAGUAGGACCAAACAUGCUUUAAUUUGGUCUUGAUUUGGCCUAAUUAUAAUGUUUGGAAGCAGUAUUUUAGUCAGAACCCCUACAAAAACAAAAUUCUGCGCACCCCCUGAAAUCUCUGGCGCACCCCCAGGGGGUGCCCGCACCCCAGGUUAAGAACCACUGCACUAGAGUAGAGUACACUGGAUUACAGUAGAACAGAGUUGAAUUACUUUCCACAUCGGAAGAUGCUCCGGUGACUUUUCUCCCCACUUGAGCUUAGUCCUCUCCCGUGACGCUCCAGGGCCAGGCUAUAAGGUGCAGAAGCACAGAGAAUACCUUACUCUUCUAUGUGCGCUCAGGACUCUGUAACCGCUCCAUGCCAUCCUGAGGGGGGUUAAAGAGCAGCCCUGUCAGCCUGUCAAGAGAUGGACAUUAGACUACAUCGCUAUAAGAUUGUAUUUCCAUUUGUAAAUGUGAUAUUAAUAUGCUG